Acanthaster planci (crown-of-thorns starfish) is the source of this 371-nucleotide messenger RNA. Its product is annotated as selenoprotein K-like. Gene Ontology annotation, biological process: calcium ion transport; endoplasmic reticulum calcium ion homeostasis. Gene Ontology annotation, cellular component: endoplasmic reticulum membrane; Golgi apparatus. NCBI's taxonomy places the organism in Eukaryota, Metazoa, Echinodermata, Asteroidea, Valvatida, Acanthasteridae. The record is from RefSeq and is a predicted model, not a curated record.
CCGGGUGUCAAGUCCGCAAAGUGUCCUUGAGGGCGCUGUAAUUGCAUGAUGUAGCACUAACGUUAGAUGUAAACAUGGCGUACAUAUCGGAAGGUGGUCAGAUACUGGAGUCAAGAUCACCAUGGAGACUGGCGUUCAUUGGGGAAGUGUUUUGGGGCAUCAUUAACUUUGUCAUAUUGUUCUUCCGAACAAUGGUUACGCCUGACUUAACUGGCAAGGGGCGUGGCUACACGUCAAGCUACCAAGCUGGAAAUGGAGGCGGGAGAGGGCUUGGCCCACCACCAGGCCCAAGAAGAAGAAUGGGUGGAUUUAGGGGUGGGAGUGGAGCACCAAGGGCCCCACCCCCUGCCGGAGGUGGAUGAGGAAGGUGA